CACGUUUUAGAUGCUUCUAAAAUGAAUUGUGGGUUAAAAUCAAUAGCCUUGGGUAGUAUUAUAUGCAGAUUAAGCUUAUAAGGAAUAUCUUGAUGAGAAGUUUUGAAGUGUGAACAGUGAUAUCGGCUGAAAGAAAGGUUGUCAAUGCGUUUUAAAAAUCCAUUUUUUUAGUCUGUGGUUUUAUUUCUAUUUUUAAGAAUAUCGAUAGCGCGAAUACUUUCUACAAAAAAAUAUUUAUGUUAGUAUUGGGUACAUCAAUAAUUCAUUUUUACGUCCUAUUACUCCCUUUUCAACGUCCAAUUGAGUUAUAUGUGGUGAAUUAAUUACAAACAAAGUUAUUGUGAAAUGGCGGAUGCUGUUCCCGUUCGUGAUGUCUUGUGCGAAGCAAUGGAAUAUUUGUCGAAACUUGGAUCCAAUUUAAGAGUCCGUUCAGAAAAUCUAAAAGAGAAAAGAUUAAGGAAAGAAAAACUUAAGAAUGUACAUGCAGUGCAAAAAGCCGCAAGUAAAGUCUUAUUGAUUUGUGAAUUGUCAAAAAAGUCUAUUGAGAAUGUCGAGACCGGUGUCAAGAAAAUAUUGACUCAAAUUGAUGCAUCGCAAGCUCAAAUAGAUUGUGGCGGGAAAAAUAUUGAAAAAACAAUACCUUCAAAAAGUUGCGUUACUUAUGAACAUUUUGAAUACGAAUCUCAUAAAUUAAAAAUACGCGAUAAAGUUAAUGUUCAACAUUUCACAUCAGUUAAAGUAGUGGCUAAACCUAUGCCCACAUUAUUGCAAGACAAGUAUCCGGUAUUUCAUGACUGUAAAUUGUAUCGCAUAAGAAGAAAAUACCAAAAUAACAGUAAAGAACUAGACUUACAUGAUUCAAAUAAUAUUAAUAUUACCGAUACUUCUAAAGAACUAGAAAAUGACUCGAGUAAAUUAGAUUUACUCAGGCCAAGUUCACCAGAGGAAAAUAAGACCUUAGAUAGCAGUAUUAAAUUAAAAAAUAAUGAAAUAAAAGAAGGUUCUGAAGAAAAUAUGGACACAAUUUCGAAUAACUCAAAUAUAGAAGCUUCAAGUAAAUUUAGAAACUCUAAUAAAAGUUGCUGUGACGAUGAAAUAAAACAUAAAAAUGAUAGACGUAAAAAAUACAAAAAUAUUAAAAUUUUAGACAGCUCAGACAGUGAUAAAGAUUCAAUGAAGGAACAAAAAAAUUCUUCAGGCACUGAUUUAAGUAAGACUGACAAUGUCUCUAAUGAAAGUAAUUAUGAUGAAUCUGGAAACAAUUUAAGAGCACAAAGUGACUUAAUUCCUAGUCUCAAUGACAAGGAGAAUGAUAAAGGUAAUGUUCCAAUGGAUACUGAAGACUCCACAAAGGGAUCAGAUUUAGGCAAAAGUAAAUUAAAUGAUGAUCUGUCAGAUAAAACUAAGGAGCAAGAUAAAUCAAUCACAGAAUUAAGUGGUCCUGACAUUAUAAUGCAGGAUAUCAUUGAAUCCUCGAUUAUGCUACGUUAUGCCGAUGAUUCUGAUAAAGACUACAAAAAAACUAAUCAAUCAAUAUGUGCUGAAGAAACAAGACAAAAGGAUAAUUCUGAUGAUAACAUUAGUGUUCCUACUCCUGUAGAUACAGCAAAUAUAGAUGAACAUUCCAAUCAAAGUAAUGAAGAAGGUAACAGUAGAACAUCUUUUACUGUUACCAAACCUACUCUAGAGAGUGAAAAUAGUCAGGGUUCACUUUCAGAUUCAAAACCUUUCAUAAAAUGUGUUAAUAUAAAUAAAUUAUUAAGAGAAGAUAAAAUACCAAAGAUAAACGAAUCACUAAUUGAAAUAAUUGAUAGUGAUAGUGAUAAAGAGAAAAAAUCAGACAUCAAGAGGAAAAGACAGAGUGAAAAAGAUAAAUUUGACAAAAAUAAGCCAAGAUCUAUAAAAAAAGUCAACAGAGAAUCUGUUGGUUCUAGAAAGGAUAUAAAUAAAAAAGAUGAUGAGGAAUACUGGAAACAAAAAAGGAAAGAAGUUGAAGCAUUUCAAACUAAAAGCUUUGUUGUUAAUGUUACAAAGUUACCUAAGUUAACAUCUGAUUAUUUAAUUUUUAAUGAGUUAAAAAGAAUAACUCAAAAUGGAUUAGUUGUGUGCGAAAUUCCAAUGGAAGGAGAAAAUGAUAAACAGUCUAGCCUUAAUCCUAAUCAAGCAAAAGAAACAGCUAAUCUCAGAGCUUCAACUGAUAUAAAUGUCAUUAAAAAUACCCUAUUGCAUGAAUCUGAUUCAGAUCAUGAUAAAAGAUUAAAGAAUACCCUCCUUAAUGAUUCAGACUCUGACAAGAGUACCAAAGAUGAUAAACAGACAACCAGUAAUACAGACUCCCAAAAAGCAAAAAUGGCAACAAGGAAACAACAUAGAAGUAAAACAUCGCAAUUAACAAGUGAUUUAAGCUACAAGAAGGAGGACAGUGAUGAUAUCAAAUCCUCACUACUUCAUGACUCAACAGAUGAUUCAACCCCAACCAAGAAAAGGAAAAUACAAAGCAACGAUGCAUCUUCACCACCAUCUAAAAGAAAACAUAUUAUGGAAAGUAUGUAUGCAAAAAAAAUGUUACUAACAUAUUCAUCAAGUUCCGAUACUGAAGAUGAGAAUUUACGUAAUGUAUUAAAAGAGAUAAGAGAUACAUUGCUCAAAGGAAACUCUAGCGAUGAAGAGAAGACUAAUGAAAAGGAUACACCAUUGAAGAAUUCUUCAGUGCGUGUGCAGUGUGACCUUGAGCAGGAGAAGUCACAGGAUACUUCAGAAAUUGAUUCAUCUGCAAAAGAUACAAAUAGCCAAAUUGAUGAAUAUUCUGAAGAAAAGUCUAAUACAUGUUCUGAAAAGAUGGGCCGCUCUAAAGGUAAUUCAAGUGAUAGCAGCAGCCAAAAUUCAGAUACUCAAGAAUCAAUUGAAAAAGACAUUGAUGGACUUACAAAUUUAAAAUCGUUAAACAAGAAGCACCGGCGGCGGCGCUCAUCUUCUACCGACCGCACUGAGAGUUCUAACUCGAAGACGAAGGAAAACAUGCCUAAAGUACCGCGUUUUAGCGAAGAGGGAUUCCUAAAAGCAGAGACUAGUUCGGACGCAGCUUCUUUGGCGGAUAGCGAUGUUGGCGAAGAGGUAGAAAUAGCAGCAGUACCGCUCUCUAGUCUGAACGGCGACGGCCUCGACCACCUCGCUAAGGAUGACUUAUUAGACGAGAGCGACUCUUCCAGCUCACAGCAAAAGAGUUCCCAGGAUAAUAAAAAAGAAAACGAAUCGGAGGAUGAAGAUGUGAAACUAAAGCGUCGCAAAGCGAACGCGAUAUCGUCGGACUCCGAGGCGGGCGCGUCGCGCAGGAAGGAGCGCGACGCGCGCCUCAGCGACUUCGACGACUCGGACGACGACACCUCGGAGACCGCCAAGAAGCCCAAGCGGAAGAAGAGAGGCUCCGACAGCGACGCCUCGGCGGGCUCCUCCGUCGACGGCAGUAAAAAGAAGCGACGACGGAUAAAAAAUAUAGAUGACAGCGAAGGGUCGGGAUCGGAAAGUGAAACUGAGGGCAGAAAUAAGCAUGGCAGGAAGAACAUCCGAAAGGUUAUGAGUAAAAAUCAACUGGAAGAGGCAACUAAAAAGGCGGCUCGCGAAGAAAAGGAAAGGAUUGCUCGAAUAGCUGAAAGACAAAAAUUGUACAAUAACUUGGAAUUCGAUGAAUCUGGCAAACCAGAUGAAGUGGUACUAGAUAAAGUAGUCCUAGAUUUUGAUCCAGAGACCAAGGAGCCUUUGAUAGAGGUUGACAAAGGAUUGGUUAAGAAAUUAAAACCACAUCAGGCGAAUGGCAUAAAAUUCAUGUGGAAUGCGUGCUUUGAGAGUGUGAAGCGAAUCAAGAAAGAUAAGGGAUCUGGCUGUAUAUUGGCGCACUGCAUGGGUCUCGGGAAGACAUUACAGGUGGUAUCGCUAACACACACCCUGCUGACUCACAGCUCGCUGACGGGUGUAAACCGCGUGUUGGUGGUGUGUCCGCUGUCUACUGUACUUAAUUGGGUUAACGAAUUCCGCAUCUGGCUCAAGCAUGCCGUGACAGAUUAUGAAGUGGAUGUUUAUGAGCUCUCUAGGUACAAGCAGAACUCGGAGCGCGCGUGGCAGCUGCAGCAGUGGGUGGGCGGCGGCGGCGUAUGCGUGCUGGGCUACGAGAUGUUCCGCAACCUGUCCGCCGACAACGUCAAGAAGUUCAAGAAGAAGAUGCUACGCAGCUUCCAGGAGGCCCUCGUCGACCCCGGUCCCGACCUGGUGGUGUGCGACGAGGGCCACUUGCUGAAAAACGAGAAGACGAGCCUCUCGCAGGCCAUGAACCGCGUGAAGACGUUGCGACGCAUCGUGCUAACGGGCACGCCACUGCAGAACAACCUUAAGGAGUAUUACUGCAUGGUGCAGUUCGUCAAGCCGAACCUACUAGGAAAGUACAAUGAGUACUUGAAUCGAUUCGUAAACCCCAUCACCAACGGCCAAUAUACUGACUCCACAGAGCAUGAUAUCAGGAUUAUGAAGAGACGGUCCCAUGUGUUGCAUAAAAUGCUCGAUGGUGCUGUGCAGAGGAGAGACUACGGGGUGCUGGCGCCCUUUUUGCCUCCGAAGCACGAGUACGUUCUCUUCAUCACCCUAACUGAAGUGCAAAUUAAAUUAUAUCAACACUAUUUGGAUAACUAUUCAAGAAGACCAUUACCAGGAAAAUCAUCAGGAUUCCUGUUUCCAGACUUUCAGUCCCUACAGAGGAUAUGGACACAUCCGCUUGUGCUUAAAUAUAAUUCAGAGAGAUAUGAAAUUAUGCAGCAAAAGAAGAGAGAGAGGGAAGAAGAAGAUUCCGAGGGAUCUUUGGCAGAUUUUAUAGACGAUGACUCAACACCUGACGAAUCCUCAUCAGAAGAAUCUUCAGAUAGUUUAUCGGAUAUGAGCGACGACAGUAGAAAAAAGAAUAAAAAGAAGAAAUCUGCCAAAAAGAGUAAAGGAAAGGACAGUAAAAUAACAACGCGGCGAGGCACGAGAGCAAAUCCAAUAGAGCUGGACGACGAGGAGGCGGGCGCGGAGGAGGAGCCGCAGGCGCGCGCCGAGAACCCCACCGAGUGGUGGAUGGCGCUCGUCAGCGACGACGAGCUGGACGACCUGCGCCACUCGCACAAGCUCGUGCUGCUGUUCGACAUCCUGCGCCAGUGCGAGGCCAUCGGCGACAAGCUAUUGGUGUUCUCACAAUCACUGUAUUCAUUAGACCUUAUAGAACAUUUCUUGGGUAAGGUAGACGAAGCUACACAGGAAGCACGCGUUGAUGAGAAAUUAAAUGGACAUGUUGGAUCGUGGUCACCUGGCGUAGAUUACUUUAGAUUGGAUGGUUCCACCUCUUGUGAAAAUCGAUCGAUUUGGUGUAAAAAUUUCAACAGAGAAGAUAAUCCUAGAGCCAGAUUGUUCCUAAUAUCAACUCGAGCGGGAGGUCUCGGUAUCAAUCUCGUGGCAGCGAAUCGUGUUGUGAUAUUCGACGUGUCGUGGAACCCUUCACAUGACGUGCAGAGUAUAUUCAGAGUGUAUCGUUUCGGGCAGAAGAAACCAUGUUAUAUUUAUCGAUUUUUGGCAAUGGGUACAAUGGAAGAAAAAAUAUAUGAACGGCAAGUCACAAAGCAAGCAAUAUCUAAACGCGUGAUAGACGAGCAACAAAUUGAUAGGCAUUACGCGGAAAACGACCUCGCUGAACUUUACAAGUUUGAACCGAAGCCACCAGUGCCGCGUGAACUUCCUCCACUCCCUAAGGAUAGAUUGUUCGCAGAAAUGUUGAAAGAACACGAGGCUCAGAUCUACAAGUACCACGAGCACGAUUCGCUGCUGGAGAACAAAGAGGAGGAAACCCUGACGGAGGAGGAGCGCAAGGCGGCGUGGGAGGACUUCGAAAACGAGAAGACGCGCCCGCCGCCCGCGCCCUUCUCUGCCUACGCCUUGCACAACGGCAUGGUACCCGGUCUGCUUGCGCAACAACAACAGCAGUUGGCUUAUGCAGCCCUGGCGGCCAUGCUGCGUAAGGACAUGCCUAACAUAAACGACAACCAGAUCCGAGACAUGCUGCCGUUGAUAUACAACGCCAACCCUGGGAUGUUCGGUGGAUAUGACUAUGGCUUGAUGCAGAAAAUGAGUGAAAUAUACAAGUACACCCAACCUGGGAUGAUGAAUCCUGGAAUGAUGAACGCGGUUAUGAAUCCAGCUGGUGGUGUAAGCGGAGGCAUGUCACUGGGCGGCAGCAGCGGGCUGCAGUACGAGCCGCCGUGGCAGCGUCAGCAGCAGCAACUCCGCAUGCAGCAGAUGUUACAACACCAGAAUAUGGGUGCGAAGUACUACGCCGGUGGGCUCGGUAGCCGCGACCCUGUGGCGAUGGCCCUGCAGCAACAGCGCGCCCGGGAGAUGAUGCUCGGCGAGAGGUCGCGUCCUCGCGGCCGCCCGCCCGGCAGCACGCGCGUCGAGCCUCCUGCCGCGCUCGCCGCGCCCGCGGACGUCGUCAACCUUGACUCAGACUAGACUAGAUUCCUGGUGUAUAAUUAAACAAGUGUGUACAGUGAAUGUUAAGGUGCUAUGUUUUUGAGCAAGGUAGGCUGAACAUAAAUGUGGUGUAAAAUGGCUGGACCAGCUCUAUAAUCAUCGGCACACGAGAAAUAUUUAAUCAUUUUAUGAGUGAUUUAAACUCCAUAUAUUAAUGUAAUUUAUAUCUUCAGGCUUACGUUUCAUCACCACAUAUCAUGAAUCUCAUACUUAAUUUUACAUUUAUAACAUUACCAGGAUACUAAAAUGCGUACAAAUAGUUUCUUUCGUGAGGUGAUUGCAUUUACAUAUCAAAAGAAUCUCCUAAACAGUACAGCCUAAGGUGAGACCUAAUUUUAUCGCACAAGGGUCAAAUUUUAAUGUUAGUAUGAGUAUUAUAUUAUGCAAGUGCUCAGUGACAUUUUAUGAGUAUAUUCAGUGCUAAUAGAUAGACCUGCAUAAAUAAUGAGAGUAAUUAAUAAAAUCUACUAUAGACAGAUCUUGAUGUAAACAACAUUGUAUUUCAUAUAAAACUAUUUUCAAAUAAUAGAUGUAAAUAUUGUAUAAGAUAUAUUCAUACACUUGAUUUUUACUUGAAAAUGGUUUAUGUAAAGCAAAAAUUAUAGCUCAUGAUUUAUGUGUGCAUUAUUAACAUAAAUAUGAAAAUUUUAAGCAUUGUCUCAUUGGUGAUUUCAUGGAAUGUUUUCAUCAAAGAUCCAUGGGAGGCUUUAGUAUGUCGGCUUGACAAUUUUAACUAUAUCUCUCAGUACAGGAAAUUAGAGGUAAGUUAUGAUAUGUCAGUAAUUAGUUACUUCUGUGUUUACCAUCUUAAUGUUGCAGAGAUACUAUCGUAUAAAUAUAAUGUGUAUGAACAUAGUAGAACACUCUAGAACUGAGUCUCUGAAGACAAGUAAUGUAGUUAUAAUAAUAAAAUCCUAUCCGUUCACACUUAAAAUGUAUCUAUUUACCAUUUUCAGGAUUAACAAAUAGUGUUUAUUUUGCUCUCUCUAUAUAUAUUUUACCUGAAUAUUUCUGUAUAUUUGAUUACAUGUUUGUAUUUUUUUAUAACAAAAUUUGAUCAUAUUGUAAUUUUUAUAAACUUAAUCAAAGUUAUAAUAAUAUAUCAUUCCAAAAUUUUAUGUUUAGUACAUUGAUGUUAUUACCAAUUUUUUUUUAAUUGUCCUUUCCCCAAUUUGUAAUGGUUGUUGUACUUUACCAUGAAUUAAUUUUCUGAUAUCCUAAGCAUGUACUUUAUUUAUUAGCCUGACUAACAGGUGUUUUAGUUGUGAUAUUGCCUAAUCUUAAAUUUUUGUAUACGUUUAUUUUAAUGCGUCACCAUUGUGACUUUAAUAUUAGAAUCAGCAAUUACUAUAGUUAUAUAUUUUAGAUUUAUAAUAUACCAGUGUAUUGGAUAAAAACUGUAAUGUUUCUUUUUUUAUUAAUAUAUUUUAUAAACAAGACAUUUUGAAUGUUGAUUUUUUACAAAUUUCUUAGAUUUUAUGCUUACUAUAUGUUAUUUAUAGUUUAACAAAAAGUAUAAUAAAUGAACAGUAUUUCAAUAGAAUAUAAGAUAAUUUUCUAUCCAAUGUAUUUAACUAUAUGAUUAAUUUUUGUUUAUUAUUAAUAGAAAGCAUGCUACAUGGACACAGAUUUGAACAUAUAUGUGAGGACUGCUAUAUGAGCAUGUAACAGUUUUCUUAUUUAUGUAAUAUAUAAUUGUAACUGUAGAAAACUUCCUAUUAUUUUGUAGUACAAUUGAAGUAUAAAUAAAUAAUUUGAAAAUGUGUAA
Molecule: messenger RNA, 8314 nt
Organism: Vanessa tameamea
Lineage: Eukaryota; Metazoa; Arthropoda; Insecta; Lepidoptera; Nymphalidae
Product: transcriptional regulator ATRX homolog
Exons: 30
Coding region: 346-6525 (2059 amino acids)
Cellular component (GO): nucleus
Molecular function (GO): ATP binding; ATP-dependent chromatin remodeler activity; ATP hydrolysis activity
Source: RefSeq, a predicted model, not a curated record